ACUCGGAAAGGAUCCCUUCGCAGGUGUUGGAACAAGCGCUGCUUGAAAAGCUGCCGCGGAAGUUCACUGUUCAGAGUUGUGCGUGUGUUUUCAGAUGCUUUGGGAAACGUAGAUGCUCAUCGCCCGCCGAAGGCUUUAUAGGAUCACAUUAACAAAAGCAUGAUGGAAUUUUAUGAGUCAACAUAUUUUAUUGUUCUUAUUCCUUCAGUAGUUAUAACAGUAAUAUUCCUCUUCUUCUGGCUUUUCAUGAAAGAAACAUUAUAUGAUGAAGUUCUUGCAAAACAGAAGAGAGAACAAAAGCUUAUUCCUACCAAAACAGAUAAAAAGAAGGCAGAAAAGAAAAAGAAUAAAAAGAAAGAAAUCCAGAAUGGGAACCUUCAUGAAUCCGAUUCUGAGAGUGUACCCCGGGACUUUAAAUUAUCUGAUGCCUUGGCUGUAGAAGAUGAGCAACUUGUACCUGUUCCACUGAAUGUGGUUGAAACUUCUAGUAGUGUUAGAGAAAGAAAAAAGAAGGAAAAGAAACACAAGCCUGUACUUGAAGAGCAGGUCACCAAAGAAAGUGAUGUAUCAAAGAUUCCAAGCAAAAAAGUAGAACCUGUCCCAGUUACUAAACAGCCCACACCCCCCUCUGAAACAGCUGCCUCAAAGAAGAAACCAGGACAGAAGAAGUCUAAAAAUGGAAGCGAUGAUCAGGAUAAAAAGGUGGAAACUCUUAUGGUACCUUCAAAAAAGCAAGAAUCAUUACCCCUCCACCAAGAGACUAAACAAGAAAGUGGAUCAGGAAAGAAGAAAGUUUCAUCAAAGAAACAAAAGACAGAAAAUGUCCUGGUAGAUGAACCUCUUAUUCAUGCAACUACUUAUAUUCCUUUGAUGGAUAAUGCAGACUCAAGUCCUGUGGUGAAGAGAGAGGUUAUUGAUCUGAUUAAACCUAACCAAGUAGAAGGAAUCCAGAAAAUGGGGGCUAAAAAACUGAGGGUGGAAACUGAUAAAGAAAAUGCUGAAAUGAAAUUUAAAGAUUUUAUUCUGUCCUUGAAGACUAUGAUAUUUUCUGAAGAUGAAGCCCUUUGUGUUGUAGACCUGCUAAAGGAGAAGUCUGGUGUGAUACAGGAUGCUUUAAAGAAGUCAAGUAAAGGAGAAUUGACUGUACUUGUACAUCAGCUUCAAGAGAAAGAUAAAUUACUUGCUGCUGUGAAGGAAGAUGCUGCUGCUAUGAAAGAUCGGUGUAAGCAGUUAACCCAGGAAAUGAUGACGGAGAAAGAAAGAAGCAAUGUGGUUAUAGCAAGGAUGAAAGAUCGGAUUGGAACAUUAGAAAAGGAACAUAAUGUAUUUCAAAACAAAAUGCAUGUCAGUUAUCAAGAGACUCAACAGAUGCAGAUGAAGUUCCAGCAAGUUCGUGAGCAGAUGGAAGCAGAGAUAGCUCACUUGAAGCAGGAAAAUGGCAUACUGAGAGAUGCUGUCAGCAACACUACAAACCAACUAGAAAACAAGCAGUCUGCUGAACUAAAUAAACUGCGCCAGGAUUAUGCUAGAGUGGUGAAUGAGAUGACUGAGAAAACAGGAAAGUUGCAGCAAGAGGAAGUCCAAAAGAAGAAUGCUGAGAAAGCAGUUACUCAGCUGAAGGUCCAAUUACAAGAAGCUGAGAGAAGGCGGGAAGAAGUCCAAAGUUAUAUCAGGAAGAGAACAGCAGAGCAUGAGGCAGCACAGCAAGAUUUACAGAGUAAAUUUGUGGCCAAAGAAAAUGAAGUACAGAGUCUGCAUAGUAAGCUUACCGAUACCUUGGUAUCAAAACAGCAAUUGGAGCAAAGACUAAUGCAGUUAAUGGAAUUGGAGCAAAAAAGGGUGAAUAAAGAAGAGUCUCUACAAAUGCAAGUUCAGGAUAUUUUGGAGCAGAAUGAGGCUUUGAAAGCUCAAAUUCAACAAUUCCACUCCCAGAUAGCAGCCCAGACCUCUGCUUCAGUUCUAGCAGAAGAAUUACAUAAAGUGAUUGCAGAAAAGGAUAAGCAGAUAAAACAGACUGAAGAUUCUUUAGCAAAUGAACAUGAUCAUUUAACAAGUAAAGAGGAGGAACUUAAGGAUAUACAGAAUAUGAAUUUCUUAUUAAAAGCUGAAGUACAAAAAUUACAGGCCUUGGCAAAUGAACAGGCUGCUGCUGCACAUGAACUGGAGAAAAUGCAUAAAAGUAUUCGUGUUAAGGAUGAUAAAAUAAGACUGCUUGAAGAACAGCUACAGCGUGAAAUUUCAAACAAAAUGGAAGAAUUCAAGAUUUUAAGUGACCAAAACAAAGCAUUACAAUUAGAAGUUCAGAAGCUACAGACCCUUGUUUUUGAACAGCCUAAUAAAGAUGUUGUGGAACAAAUGGAAAAAUGCAUUCAAGAAAAAGAUGAGAAGUUGAAGACUGUGGAAGAAUUACUUGAAACUGGACUUAUUCAGGUGGCCACUAAAGAAGAGGAACUGAAUGCAAUAAGAACAGAAAACUCAUCUUUGACAAAAGAAGUUCAAGACUUAAAGGCAAAGCAAAAUGAUCAGGUUUCUUUUGCAUCUCUAGUUGAAGAACUUAAGAAAGUAAUUCAUGAAAAAGAUGGAAAGAUCAAGUCUGUGGAAGAGCUUCUGGAAGCUGAACUUCUCAAAGUUGCUAAUAAGGAGAAAACUGUUCAGGAUUUGAAACAGGAAAUAGAGGCUCUAAAAGAAGAAAUAGGAAAUAUCCAGCUUGAAAAGGCUCAACAGUUGUCUAUCACUUCUCAAGUUCAGGAGCUUCAGAACUUAUUAAAAAGAAAGGAGGAACAGAUGAAUACCUUGAAGACUGUUUUAGAAGAGAAGGAGAAAGACCUAGCCAAUAGCGGGAAAUGGUUACAGGAUCUUCAAGAAGAAAAUGAAUCUUUAAAAGCUCAUGUUCAGGAGAUAGCACAACAUAACUUGAAAGAGGCAUGUUCUGCCUCACGGCAUGAAGAACUUGAGACUGUGUUGAAAGAAAAGGAAAAUGAAAUGAAGAGAGUGGAAAGUAUGCUAAAAGAGAGGGAGAGUGAUCUUUCUAGCAAAACAAAGCUGCUACAGGAGGUACAAGAUGAGAACAAUUUGUUUAAAUCCCAAAUUGAACAGCUGAAGCAACAGAACUACCAACAGGCAUCUUCUUUUCCCCCGCAUGAAGAACUAUUAAAAGUAAUUUCAGAAAGAGAUAAAGAAAUCACUGGUCUCCGGAAUGAGAUAGAUACUUUGAAGGAUGCUGUUGAACACCAGAGGAAGAAAAACAAUGACCUUCGGGAGAAAAACUGGGAAGCAAUGGAAGCAUUGGCAUCAACUGAAAAAAUGCUGCAGGACAAAGUGAACAAGACUUCCAAGGAAAGACAACAACAUUUGGGAGCUGUUGAGUUGGAAGCUAAAGAAGUUCUCAAAAAAUUAUUUCCAAAGGUGUCUGUUCCUUCAAAUUUGAAUUAUAGCGAAUGGUUGCGUGGAUUUGAAAAGAAGGCAAAAGAAUGUAUGACUGGAACUUCUGGUUCAGAGGAGGUUAAGGUUCUAGAGCACAAGUUGAAAGAAGCUGAUGAAAUGCACACAUUGUUACAGCUAGAGUGUGAAAAAUAUAAAUCCGUCCUUGCAGAAACAGAAGGUAUUUUACAGAAGCUACAGAGAAGUGUGGAGCAGGAAGAAAAUAAAUGGAAAGUUAAGGUCGAUGAGUCACAAAAGACUAUUACAAAGAUGCAGUUGUCAUUCACAUCUUUGGAACAUGAGCUAGAGCAGUUAAGAAGAGAAAAUAAAGAUACUGAAAAUCUGAGAAGAGAACGAGAGAAUUUGGAAAUGGAACUAGAGAAGGCAGAAAUUGAACGAUCUACCUAUGUCACAGAAGUCAGAGAGCUGAAAGAUCUGUUGACUGAAUUGCAGAAAAAACUUGAUGAUUCAUAUUCUGAAGCAGUAAGACAGAAUGAAGAGCUAAAUUUGCUAAAAACACAGUUAAAUGAAACGCUCACAAAACUUAAAACUGAACAAAGUGAACGACAAAAGGUAGCUGGUGACUUGCAUAAGGCUCAACAGUCACUGGAUCUUAUCCAGUCAAAAAUAGUAAAAGCUGCUGGUGACACUACCGUUAUUGAGAAUAGUGAUGUUUCCCCAGAAUUGGAGUCUUCUGAGAAGGAGACUAUGUCUGUAAGUCUAAAUCAGACUGUAGCACAGUUACAGCAGUUGCUUCAGGCAGUAAACCAACAGCUCACAAAGGAGAAAGAACACUGCCCGGUAGUAGAGUGAAGUAAUUGAGAAAACUGUUCAUUCAAGAAUAACAGGAGGCAUUGUAUUAUAUUUUGCCAAAUUAAAGCCUUAUUUAUGUUUCCACCCUUUCUACUUCGUCAGAAACACUGAACAGAGUUUUGUCUUUUCUAAUCCUUGUUAGACUACUGAUUUAAAGAGAGAAAAAAAAAAGCCAACUCUGUAGACACCUUCAGAGUUUAGUUUUAUAAUAAAAACUGUUUGAGUAAUUAGACCUUUACAUUCCUGAAGAUAAAAUAAACAUGUAAUCUUUUAUCUUAUCUUGCUCAAUAAAAUUGUUCAGAAGAUCCAAAGUGGUAAAGACAAUGUAAAAUUUAACAUUUUAAUACUGAUGUUGUGCACUGUUUUACUUAACAUUUUGGGGAGUAACUGCCUCUGACUUCCACUCAAGAAAACACUUUUGUUGCUAAUGUAAUCAGUUUUUGUAAUGGCAUCAGCAAAUAAAAGGAUGCUUAUUAUCAGACUUGUUCUAAUUUCAUUGAGCUUUAAUAGAUUCUAUUAGCAUCACAGGCCAACACAGUUAGUGAUUUCAACCCUCAGACAAGAUGAGAUAGGCAUUGUUGCUCAUACAACCUCUCUGCUGGAGGCCUGGUCUUCUCUUGGAUUCUGUGCAAUGUAAGUCUUGUCCAGAAGAGUUGCCGGUUACAGAAAGCACAAGCAAAUAUAUAGGGUUUCAUGCUUACCACCCCCACUUGAUGUUGAGGAGCUCUGCUUUACUUUUACUAUUAUUUUAAGUAAUAAAAAUUCACUUUUUUAGUUUCCUUCUUGCCAGGCACUAUGUUAUAGUUCAUGUGUUAAUCUUUUUUUUUUUUUAAAUCCUCACCCAAAGAUAUGUUUUUAUUGAUUUUUUUAGAGAGAGAGAGGAAGGGAGGGAGAGAAACAUCGAUAGGUUGCCUCCCAAACACACCCUAACUAGGGGUUGAACCCAAAAUCUAGUAGGUAUGUAUCCCAACCGGAAAUCGAACUCACAACUCUUUGGUAUCUGGGAUGAUGCUCCAAGUAACUGAGCUACCAGGCCAAGGCCAUGUGUUAUCUUUUUUUGUUGAAGAAGCUUUAAAAAAAAAAUUGGUUGGCCUGGCUGGCAUGGCUUGGUGGUUGAGCUUCGACCUAUGAACCAGGAGGUCAUGGUUUGAUUCCCAGUCAGGGCACAUGCCUAGGUUGCAGGCUCGAUCCCCAGUGGGGGGUGUGCAGGAGGCAGUCUAUCAAUGAUUCUCUCUCAUCAUUGAUGUUUCUAUCUCUCCCUCCCUCUCUCUGAAAUCAAUAAAAAUACAUUAAAAAAUAAUAAUUGGAUGAAAAACUGAGCCCUUCAGAUGCUAAAAAACCACUGACAAAUGUCUGUGCCACUGAGUAUUGAAGCAUUAAAGUGCCUGGCCUCCCUGCAGUUUGUCAUGCUUCUACCAUGGGGCCUCUCCACUUUGUUCUCUUGCAUAAAACUUCCUUUUCUUGACUUGAUCCCUCACCAUCUUGAGAUCUGUUUAAAUGUCAUCUUUCUCAUCAGAUCUAUCUCCAUCAUCCAGUAUCCCCCUGCCUCCCUGUCCCCCUACUUGUUUUUGUCUAUAACAUAAUUUUCAAAUAUAUACUUGGUCACUCCACCAGAGAGUACCAGUAAGCUCCAGGAGGGCAGGAAUCUUUUUGUUAUUUGCUUUAUCCCCAGCCCUGAGAAAGUGCCUGACACCUAAUUAUGCUCAAAUAUUUAAAUGAAUGAAUGGAUGAAAUUUAUUUUUAUAGAUUGAGGAUUGCUGCUUCCCAACCUUUUCACCUCAUAGCACACCUAUCAAAUAAUAUUUCUAAGGUAUAUAACCAGGGAUGCCUGCCUAGGGAUUUGGGCUUCCCCAGGCCUUGCCUGGCUGCUUUCAGCAAACCAUUGGGAAAUUGAUCUGAAGGCCAGAUACUGUGUCGGCAUCUUCUCUUUCCUUCAUUUUGCUCUAAAGCUACUUAUGUCUUUGCCACCUGAAAACAAACAAACAGAAAUCCUGUCUUCUAUUUUACAACCUUUCCUUUGCUACUCUUCUCUCCAGAGUUUAGUUUCUAAGAAUUGUAUAAUUGUAUUAUUUUUCAAUCUUCCUCUAUGUUGGAAUUUUUAAAAAAUAAAAUAAUUGCAAGAGA
This is a messenger RNA of Myotis daubentonii (Daubenton's bat), 6357 nucleotides long. It is a transcript of the gene KTN1, whose product is annotated as kinectin 1. NCBI's taxonomy places the organism in Eukaryota, Metazoa, Chordata, Mammalia, Chiroptera, Vespertilionidae. Gene Ontology annotation, molecular function: kinesin binding. Gene Ontology annotation, cellular component: endoplasmic reticulum membrane. Gene Ontology annotation, biological process: microtubule-based movement; protein transport. The record is from RefSeq and is a predicted model, not a curated record.